Molecule: messenger RNA, 2037 nt
Organism: Adelges cooleyi (spruce gall adelgid)
Lineage: Eukaryota; Metazoa; Arthropoda; Insecta; Hemiptera; Adelgidae
Product: multiple inositol polyphosphate phosphatase 1-like
Exons: 7
Coding region: 156-1574 (472 amino acids)
Molecular function (GO): inositol phosphate phosphatase activity; acid phosphatase activity
Source: RefSeq, a predicted model, not a curated record
UACUGUUGUAUUCUAAGCUCUUUUGUUCAUCUUCAUACUUUAAUCUUUCCAAUAAAUUAAUUCCGAUUUUAUUAAGCCAAAUUAAUUUUUAAUAGAUACGUAUUUUUUCGAAUAUAAUAUAUUGUUUUACACAGAAUACAUAAUUUGAUUUAGCAAUGAAGUUUUUAUGUGUAGUGUCAAUAUUAUUGGUAUUUACUAAUGCCAAUGAGUAUUAUCCGUGUUAUGAAGAGACAGAUCAAUAUUGGUAUUUUCCCCUAAAAACCACAUACAAAUCGGUUUCUUCGAAAGAAAUUGAAUUACCAGAAAGUAAUUGUAUACCAGUUAAACUUUUUAUGGUUAUCAGAAAUGGCACAUCAAAUGUAUCAAAACACUUUAUAGAAGAACAUUUAUCGGAGAUUCAUCCUUAUAGAAAUAUAAUUACUGAAAACGCCAAAAUGUGCCAAACAGAUAUUGAAGCCAUUAAAAAUUGGAAAUCAAUUUUCGAACGAAAAGAGUUGAACUACAAGUGUUUGACUAAAAAUGGACGUGAGGAAAUACAUGAACUGGCGUUGAGAAUAAAAAAUACUUUUUUAGAUAUAUUUAGUAAACCUCAAAACUCUGAUAAUUAUAAUAUAUUGGUAAUGCCAAAUGAAAAUUGCCAAGAAACUGGAGAAAUAUUUAUUCAAACUAUUUUUGGAAGUACAAAUAUUGAUAAGUUUAAAGCCGAUGACAAAGAUAAUCAAAUCUUAGAAAAGCUUGAAGAUAUUUCAUUUACAAUAAAAAAAUUAACCGAUUAUUAUUCUUCGGAAAUGGUUAAAUUUGGUAAAAGUAACACUAUGAAAAAUGUUGUACAAAGGAUAGCAGACAAGAUGGGUAUUGAGCCUGAAGAAAUUAAAGGAAUUAUUAAAAUUAUGUAUGAUGUAUGUGGCUACGAGAGGUCUUAUGCGGAAAAAGUAAUUCCAGCUUGGUGCAGAGUAUUCUGCCAAGAAGAUCUUGAAGUAUUAGAGUAUUAUGAUGAUCUGUAUUGGUAUUAUGCCAUUGGUUAUGGACAUAACGAGAAUGGCCGAUGGGCUUGCCCAUUGGCUAUACGUCUUCUAGAUAGCUUCAAGACAACAUUUUUUUUGACAGAUACAGGUCCAUAUGGUACAAUUAAUUUCACGAGUCAUGAGUUCGUGUUGAGCAUGUAUUUCUUGUUAGGUAUCGGCAAAAACGAAAAGAGAAGCAAAAAAAAAAGUGACAGGGAAAUCAUAAUGGAUUCCUCAAACUACCAUUCCAUGAAGGACCGUAAUUGGAGAACAUCUUUGUUCAGUCCAUGGGCAGCAAACGUCACGGCAGUGUACUUCAAAUGUAAUUACAAUUGGUAUUCACCAACCUUGUAUAAAAUAGCGUUUUAUUUCAACGAAAAAAUUGUGGCUGUGCCGAUGAAGGGCGGUUCUACAUGUGAGGUAUGUUUAUGGCCUGUUAUCGAAGAGAAGAUAAACAUAUUUAUACAUAACUAUAAAUGCCAUAAGUUUUUGGAACCCGAAAAUAAAGAAGACAGUAAUGAAGAUAGUAAAGAAGAAAAUAAAGAGGAAUCUAUUCCAAUCGAUGAAUAAUUUUUAAUGGGUAUUGCAUUACUUAAAUGGUUCUGCACUUUUCCACACCUUCCACCUUCAGUGGGAAAUUAUCUCAAAUAUUGGCUCCGAUGCAAAUUGGAGCUUCAAAUUAUAAAAUUACCUACCAUAUCAAUGUUACGUAAAAAUUUAAAUACCAUUAUAACCUGUAAUCUUCCUUGUCAAUCGCUUAAAUAUUAAAACCGGAUGUCCUGAUCCCUUAUAAAUUGCAAAGUUCCCUCACGUCCUCCUUGCCUUACAGUCCCUUUUUACACUUCUUAGCAACCAUAAAUUAUCUUCAUAAUUCUCCCAUUAUCCGUUAACGACCAUAGCUAACACCGAGAAAUGUUUUACUUUCAGUUAAGUUUCUUUUUACUGGCAAUAUUUUUACUUACGUUGUAUGCUUACUUUGCGAUUGGUGUUAAUUUACUAAUUAGUAAUUACUAUAGUUUAUCUUAAUUUUUCU